UUUCAUUGGCCGAGGACCUUUACGUCGCGCAUCUCCUGUCGACUUUGAUUGGCUCCGACGCGCCCACUCUUGCAGCUGCGCAAGACUGCCCCCUUCCUUCUCACCGCUCUGUGACAGUCACCGGCCAUUCUGGGGGCAGCGGAGGAGGAGCUGCGUCACCGGCUGUAGAGUGACAGGGCGCAUGGGAACGGGGCUCCUUAUCGCUACACCGUGGGAAGCAUAAACCUCUUCCCGAUUUUGGGGGGGAGGUUAAUCCCUGUAUGUGCACGGACAUGUCCUCCAAUCACCCCAGAGUGAAACGCACUUCCAGUUCCCCUACUAAUGGCCCCCCAGCAGGGGCAGGUGGAUCUGGCAGCCGCCUCCUUCAGCCCAUCCGCGCUACCGUGCCCUUUCAGCUCUUGCACAGCCCCAGCCGCUCCCCUUCCGCCUCAGUUGGAAGUAACACGGAGCCUGCACCCCCUAGUCCCUCAAACGGCACCCCGCCACCCCCUCUCCUUCCCCAGCAUCACACCUCGAGCGGUGAAGCGGCCGGAGCCCGAGUCCACAGGAGGAGAAGCACGUCCCCGGACAGAAGGAGCGCAGGGUCCCCGGGAGGCAAAGCAGAGAGGUCAAAUUCACUGCACUUAAGAGCAUCGAAUACAAUAAGGAGAACUUCUUCCUUGGAUACCAUAACUGGACAAUACCUUACAGGACAAUGGCCCAGAGAUCUUCAUGUGCACUACUCUUCAUGUAUGAAUGAUAAAUCCACGCAGACACCAAACUGCUGGGGGGAAGAAGGUCCAACAAAGAAAAUUAAUCAUCAGCGCUCGGCCUCUUGGAGCAGUGCUGAUCAACUCAAAGAGAUUGCCAAGCUAAGGCAACAGCUCCAACGUACCAAGAACAGCAGUCGUCUCCUCAAAGAGAAGGACAAUCAGCUGCCUGUGCAGGGCAAUCAUGUAGCGGUCACUCACACUCAGGGUUCAGCAUCCAAAUCUAUUCCUGUACCCACAACAAAUAUCUCUGUGCCAAAAUCCGUGGGGUCCAGAGCUGCGUGCAAUGUUGAAGGGAUAAGUCCAGAACUUGAAAAAGUCUUUAUCAAAGAAACAAGCGAUAAAGAGGAAAGUGUGAAGCCUGUAGAAAUUCCAGAUGGGAGAAGGGCACCAGUACCUUCCACCUGUCGGAGUAGCAGCACCCGCAGCAUCGACACACAGACUCCCUCAGUUCAUGAACGAAGCAGCAGUUGCAGCAGCAAUCAUUCACCAUGUGCUUCUCCAUCUUGCCCUCACGAGUCACAGGAAGGAAGUCCAUGCUCCGCAGAUGAUCUGCUCUUUGACCGAGACAAAGACAGUGGGAGUAGCUCACCGCUACCCAAGUAUGCCUCAUCCCCCAAACCAAACAACAGCUACAUGUUCAAACGAGAGCCUCCAGAGGGAUGUGAGCGAGUGAAGGUCUUUGAGGAACUGUCGACCCGCCCACCUGUCUCUACCGCUCUCUUUUCAUGCCCUGACAAAAACAAGGUUAAUUUCAUCCCCACUGGAUCAGCCUUCUGCCCAGUAAAAUUACUGGGGCCUUUACUACCUGCUUCAGAUCUAACUCUCAAGAACUCCCCAAAUCCUCCUCCAAGUUCUGCAGUGAAUCCCAUGACUGUUGAACACCUUUCAUCUCAGGUCUCCUAUUCGUCUCUGUCUGAUGGUGCCCCCAGUGCAGCCGGCAAUGAUGAAGACAAUGACCAUGCAUCUCCCCAAGAUCAACAGCUUGGGCUGGAACUACUGAAUGACGAUCAGUUGUCGGCACCCUCUCCUACUCACAACCAUGUUUUCAUGUGACCACCAGCAGAGCAGGACUCUGUUGCUACAAGAUGACUUGAAUCACCAACUUCUGCAUGUUGAUUGGUAAACCUUUCUGAUCAAUUAAAUAAAAAAAUGUACUGCUUAGCGUUUGCCAUUGUUAACUCGGACUGGGGCUGAACUUCUGUUUUCUCUUGACUAGCAACAAUUAGUGCAGGAUUCCCACUGUUCUAAUGAUAUUAUCUCUUUAUGGACUAUGCAUUGCACCGUACAUCUGAACAGGUAUAAUCUGCAUUCUUCUGUAUUCAUAAAUAUUCCUUAGCUUGA
This is a messenger RNA of Xenopus laevis (African clawed frog), 2093 nucleotides long. It is a transcript of the gene glcci1.S, whose product is annotated as glucocorticoid induced 1 S homeolog. Bases 261 to 1805 code for a protein of 514 amino acids. Gene Ontology annotation, cellular component: cytoplasm. The record is from RefSeq and is a predicted model, not a curated record. The transcript is spliced from 8 exons. Lineage: Eukaryota; Metazoa; Chordata; Amphibia; Anura; Pipidae.